CUUCCAGGCGGACUCGGAGCCAUCUCCUCCGAGCCUUUCUCUGAGUUUGACAAGUUUCAGGGAAGCGUCCAGCCGCAAAUCACCAUGUCCUCAAUCCGCACCGGAUUAUCCGCGUUGUCCCUCUCGUCUUUGCCGGUGGCCGGCUCCCGGCGGGCCACCAGCGUGUACGCCGGUUCAGUUGGUAAAAGUGUGCAGAUGUCCUCCUACAGCUCCGGUGGUCUCGCCUCCGGCCUGGACCUGGCGUGGUCGCUCGGCGGGGGGGUGCUGGACGGAAGCAACUUCAGCGUCACCGGCAGCGAGAAAAUCACGCUGCAGAACCUCAACGACCGCCUGGCCGCGUACCUGGAGAAGGUGCGCUCCCUGGAGAGCGCCAACGCCAAACUGGAGCGUCAAAUCCGCGAGUGGUACGACAGACAGACCCCCACGGUGAGAGACUACAGCAAGUACGAGGCCAUCAUCGCCGAUCUGCGCAAAAAGAUUAGUCUUGCUGCCCAGGACAAUGCCAGGUUGAUGCUGCAGAUUGACAACGCAAGACUGGCAGGAGAGGACUUCAGAAUCAAGUUUGAGAAUGAGAUGGCUGUGCGCAUGUCAGUGGAGGCGGACAUCUCGGGACUGCGCAAAGUCGUGGAUGACCUGACGGUCGCUCGCACUGACCUGGAGAUGCAAGUGGAGGGCCUGAAGGAAGAGCUGGUCUACCUGAAGAAGAACCACGCUGAGGAGCUUGCAGCUUUGCGAAGUCAAGUCAACUCCAGCUCUGUGAAUGUGGAAGUGGAUGCCAGACCCCAGGAGGACAUGACCAGGACCCUUGAUGAAAUCAGAAGACAGUAUGAAGCCAUCACUGAGAAGAACCGUCGCGAUAUGGAUAACUGGUAUAAGGCCAAGUUUGACGAGUUGAACAAGCAGGUUGCAAACAGCACGCAGAUCCUCCAGACCUCCCGCACUGAAAUUAGUGAGCUCCAGAGGACUUUGCAGGCCCUACAGAUUGAACUGCAGUCACAGCUUAGCCUGAAAUCUGCUGUGGAGAGUCAGUUGGCAGAGACAGAGUCCCGCUACAGCUUGCAGCUGAGCCAGCUCCAGGCCAUCGUCAACGGCCUGGAAAACGAGCUCAGUCAGAUGAGGCUGGAGAUCGAGAGGCAGGCAGCAGACUACCAGAUGUUGCUGGACAUCAAGACCAGGCUGGAGAUGGAGAUCGCUGAAUACAGAAGAUUGCUGGACGGCGAGGAUGUAAAGACCAUUCAAAUCGUCAAAGAAGUAAAAGCGCAACCAGUCAUAACCCAGAGGAAGAGAGUAGUGAUUGAGGAGAUUGUUGAUGGAAAAGUGGUGUCUCGCACAGAAGAUGUAGAUUCACAGGUCAUCUCCAAGUAGACUGGAUUCCAGCAGAUCUGGGUCAGACAAUAAGUUCAAAACAAUGUACCGUACUCAUGGUUGUCAAACAAGGUCUUUUUAGGUGUCUUUCUCUGAUUUGAAGCUGAUGUCUCAUUGAUUUAAACGCCAAAUUUAAAUGCCAAACUUCACCAAAACGUAACCAUCGAGGUCUGAAAUGCCAAUAAAAAGUGCCAAUAAAAAGACAAACUACUGUGUUUUCAA
Dunckerocampus dactyliophorus (ringed pipefish) is the source of this 1587-nucleotide messenger RNA. It is a transcript of the gene krt97, whose product is annotated as keratin 97. NCBI's taxonomy places the organism in Eukaryota, Metazoa, Chordata, Actinopteri, Syngnathiformes, Syngnathidae. The record is from RefSeq and is a predicted model, not a curated record. The coding region runs from base 85 to 1365 and encodes 426 amino acids. The transcript has 8 exons. Gene Ontology annotation, molecular function: structural molecule activity.